AUGCCCGAUUUUUAUAAGAUUGAAAUAAAUAGAACAGAAUGGGAAGUUCCAGAAAGAUAUCAAAUGUUAACACCCGUUGGAUCUGGCGCAUACGGACAAGUUUGCUCAGCAUUGGAUAAAAAAACAAAAAUGAAAGUUGCCAUUAAAAAAUUGGCUCGUCCUUUUCAAUCUGCAGUUCACGCCAAAAGAACUUAUCGAGAAUUAAGAAUGUUGAAGCACAUGAAUCAUGAAAAUGUGAUAGGAUUACUAGAUGUAUUUCAUCCUUCAACAUGUUUAGAUAAUUUUCAGCAAGUAUAUCUGGUUACUCAUUUAAUGGGUGCUGAUUUAAAUAAUAUAAUUAGAACUCAAAGAUUAUCUGAUGAUCAUGUUCAAUUUUUAGUUUAUCAAAUUCUAAGGGGAUUAAAAUAUAUUCAUUCUGCAGGAAUCAUACACAGGGACUUAAAGCCUUCUAAUAUUGCUGUUAAUGAAGAUUGUGAGUUAAAAAUUUUGGAUUUUGGUUUAGCACGUCCAACAGAGAAUGAAAUGACAGGUUAUGUUGCCACUAGAUGGUACAGAGCACCUGAAAUAAUGUUAAAUUGGAUGCACUAUAACCAAACAGUCGAUAUUUGGUCCGUUGGAUGCAUUAUGGCAGAAUUAAUAACUGGAAGAACUUUAUUCCCAGGAACAGACCAUAUUCAUCAAUUGAGUUUAAUUAUGGAAAUACUCGGAACUCCUAAUGCAGAAUUUAUGAAAAAAAUAUCAAGUGAAUCCGCUAGAAAUUAUAUUUUGUCAUUACCAACAUUAAAAAAAAGAGAUUUUAAAGAAGUUUUUCAAGGAGCUAACAUAUUGGCCAUUGAUUUAUUAGAACAGAUGUUAGAAUUGGAUGCUGACAAGAGGAUAACAGCUGAACAAGCUUUAGCUCACAGGUAUUUAUCUCAAUAUGCUGAUCCAUCAGAUGAACCUGUUUCAGCACCUUACGAUCAAAGUUUUGAAGACAUGGAACUUCCGGUUGAAAAAUGGAAAGAAUUAGUUUACAAAGAAGUUUGCACAUUUCAACCACAGUUAUUAGUUUCAAAUUUGCAACAAGAAUCCUAG
Molecule: messenger RNA, 1074 nt
Organism: Pediculus humanus corporis (human body louse)
Lineage: Eukaryota; Metazoa; Arthropoda; Insecta; Psocodea; Pediculidae
Product: mitogen-activated protein kinase ERK-A, putative
Exons: 9
Coding region: 1-1074 (357 amino acids)
Biological process (GO): intracellular signal transduction; protein phosphorylation
Cellular component (GO): nucleus; cytoplasm
Molecular function (GO): ATP binding; MAP kinase activity
Source: RefSeq, a predicted model, not a curated record